CGCUCCCGUUAAUAUCCCGGCCUCGCGCUUGCAGUCGAGAUCAGUCAUCGCUGUACCGUUUCUCGGUGAGAUCGACGACGUACGUAUCUGCGUGAAAGAAUAGAGAGAAAGAAAGAGAGAAAGACAGGACGGUCUGUGCGAGCACCGACUUAUAUCUGCUUAAAACACCGAUAUCCGACACCGGCGAAGUUCACAAGAAAGCAUCCAACAUGAAGGAGGCGAAAGCUCUACUGAUACUGGGACUGCUAACGGUCGCUGCGAUCGCGAAGGAGGACAAAGAGAAGGAAGACAUCGGUACGGUGAUAGGAAUCGACUUGGGUACAACUUAUUCCUGCGUCGGCGUUUACAAGAAUGGCCGCGUGGAGAUCAUCGCCAACGACCAGGGUAACAGAAUCACGCCUUCGUACGUGGCGUUCACCGCCGACGGCGAGCGUCUGAUCGGCGACGCCGCGAAGAAUCAGCUGACGACGAACCCGGAGAACACCGUGUUCGACGCGAAGCGAUUGAUCGGCCGUGAGUGGUCGGACCCUACCGUGCAGCACGAUGUGAAAUUCUUCCCGUUUCCGGUGAUCGAGAAGAACAACAAGCCGCACAUCAAAGUCGAGACCAGCCAGGGCGAAAAGGUGUUCGCGCCCGAAGAGAUCUCCGCUAUGGUGCUGGGCAAGAUGAAGGAAACCGCUGAGGCGUAUCUCGGCAAGAAGGUCACCCACGCGGUGGUUACCGUUCCGGCAUACUUCAAUGACGCGCAGAGACAGGCAACUAAGGACGCCGGAACUAUCUCCGGUCUGGUCGUGAUGAGGAUCAUCAAUGAGCCGACUGCCGCCGCGAUCGCGUACGGCUUGGACAAGAAAGACGGCGAGAAGAACGUAUUGGUAUUCGAUCUGGGCGGCGGUACCUUCGACGUCAGCUUGCUCACCAUUGACAACGGUGUGUUCGAGGUCGUUGCCACCAACGGUGACACUCAUCUGGGAGGUGAGGACUUCGAUCAGCGCGUGAUGGACCACUUCAUCAAGCUGUACAAGAAGAAGAAGGGGAAAGACAUUCGCAAGGACAACCGAGCUGUGCAGAAGUUGCGUCGCGAGGUCGAGAAGGCCAAACGAGCGCUCAGCGCCAGCCACCAAGUGAGGAUCGAGAUCGAAUCGUUCUUCGAGGGUGAAGAUUUCUCCGAGACCCUGACCCGUGCCAAAUUCGAGGAGCUGAACAUGGACCUCUUCCGCAGCACCCUGAAGCCUGUGCAGAAGGUCUUGGAGGAUUCCGACAUGAGCAAGAAAGACGUGGACGAAAUUGUCCUGGUCGGUGGCUCGACCAGGAUCCCGAAGGUUCAGCAGCUGGUGAAGGAAUUCUUCGGUGGCAAGGAGCCGUCGCGAGGCAUCAAUCCCGAUGAGGCUGUCGCUUACGGCGCAGCCGUGCAAGCUGGAGUGCUCUCUGGAGAACAGGACACGGAUGCGAUCGUACUUCUCGACGUCAAUCCUCUCACCAUGGGUAUCGAGACGGUCGGAGGUGUGAUGACCAAACUGAUCCCAAGGAACACCGUCAUCCCCACGAAGAAGUCGCAGAUCUUCUCCACGGCGUCCGACAGCCAGCACACCGUCACCAUCCAGGUGUACGAGGGCGAGCGUCCGAUGACCAAGGACAACCAUCUGCUCGGCAAAUUCGACCUGACUGGCAUCCCGCCGGCGCCGCGCGGCAUCCCGCAGAUCGAGGUGACCUUCGAGAUCGACGCGAACGGCAUCCUGCAGGUGUCGGCCGAGGACAAGGGCACCGGUAACCGCGAGAAGAUCGUCAUCACGAACGACCAAAACCGUUUGACGCCCGACGACAUCGAGCGGAUGAUCAAGGACGCGGAGAAGUUCGCCGACGACGACAAGAAGCUGAAGGAACGCGUGGAAGCGCGCAACGACCUCGAGUCGUACACGUACUCGCUGAAGAACCAGCUGGCCGACAAGGAGAAGCUCGGCUCGAAGGUGAGCGACGCCGACAAGGCCACGAUGGAGGAGGCGAUCGAGGAGAAGAUCAAGUGGCUGGAGGACAACCAGGACACCGAGCCGGAAGAGUACAAGAAGCAGAAGAAGGAGCUCACCGACAUCGUGCAGCCGAUCAUCGCCAAGCUCUACCAGGGGGCGGGCGGCGGCGGCGGUGUCCCACCCACUGCCGGCGACGAUGAGGAUCUCAAAGACGAGCUUUAACUACAAGCUGCUGACGACUCGCCCGCUCCGGUUCGCGGUAUAGACUGAUUAACUUCACCUCCCGAGCAAAUACCUUACAGAAGUUCUGUCGUGACGUUGCGAGGAGUUGGAAGUGUUUACACGUUCAUUCACACGGUCGCGCUUUCUCGCUGUGCGUUUAGCCGGAAAAAACAAAACUUGACCGUUCUAAGUUUUACUCAAGUAACCUGUAGUAAUGUAAUACAUUGUAAGAUGAAGAGAGGAUUACACUGUCUGUACGGCGUUCGCGUUCCUCGCUCGGAUCUGUCCAACGGGAGUGAACGAGCAAACGCUACUCUCCGGUUUCUAUGAUAAUUUAGACAAGCGGAGCUAAAUGUACAGUGGGAAUGGAAGUCUUCGUUACGUAAUAAAGAAAGAAAGAAAGAGGGAGAGAGAGAGAGAGAGAGAGUCCGUGUCUGCAUUCAAUGAAAGUGUGAGUGAAUGCUUACGAUGGACGUCGAGAGAGGAGAUCAGUCGGAUUUUUUAAAAUCUCUAUGCGAUUCAUAGCGACACGUAGGAGAGAGAAUAUUAGUCGAGCGCUAUGAAUAUGUAAAAAAAAAGGAAAAAUGUCAACUUUUUAUCCGUUGUACUCUCUUGCGUUUUUCUCUGUUGGAAAGUAGCCCCGUGUGAGGCGCGCUAGUCACUUGUGUUUGCGUAGGAUGUGCAGAGUUAACGAUGCACGUUCGCGGCAGAAUUCCGGCCGAGUCAGCGUGAAACAAAUGUCGAGCGAAAUCGCACGGAGUGGCAGAUGUGACAACGCGAGUUUCGUUUCGUCGUAGCUCGGUCGCGAGUGCUCGCCGAGUGGCUCGGAGUUGAUCGCGUUCUCGAGGCGAUCGUUGAACGUCGAAACCUCUGCGUUAUCUGCUCCUUUCUCUGUUGCAAUAUUGUUUUGUUAGGAAUUUUGUGACAACGCCUCCCCUGUCUCAGUCGCUGGUCUUCGAGUCCCGUGUCGACAGUCGUCGCUUGAAACUUGUCUCGAGUGAGACACUCGGAUUUCAAUUUCGGGUUAGAUCCGCGAGUUUUCCGGUCGAAUAGCGAUUACGAAUGUAGGGUGACAAUUCAAGUGGAAACCUCAGAUCGAACACGGUAUUCAGAUUUGAGUAACUCACGUGAGACGAGUUUCAGGCGACGACAAUUAAAAUUCGGCUCGGAUAUAUUUACGAGAUAGGGAGCGACGAGGAGGACGACGACGACGUCCGGUGCCCGAAGGCUCGCCUCGUAAACGCGAUUGACUGCGCGCAAACACCUGCGGAUCGCAGGAGAUAUCACACGGUGGACUGUGGAACAAUCGCCCGUUAUUAUUCUGUAUCGUGUUUGCCAGGAGGAAUCACUUGGACCCUCUCGAAAGAUCCGUCGGGAGGAGUCUGGAGGAAGGAGACUUUCCCGACGCUUUUCUCGUUCUCCUUUUAAAACAAACAAACCAACACAGACAUAGAGAGAGAGAGAGAGAGACACAUACACACAGUACUGCGUCGUUAAUUUAUUUCGAAUUGUUUUAUAUGUUCUAUUAAGUCCGAAUAACGAUUAAUCUAUAUAAUAAUAAUAAUAAUGAUAAAGCUCGUUACAAGUUUGUUAGAGUGUAUGCGAUUGGAUAUGGGAAUGAAUGGGAUUUGCGCGAGUAUUGCGGUCUUGUAGACUCGUAAACUGCCGCCGGACUGCAUCGUACUAUGUACCAUGUAUCCGUAUAUGCGUAUGUGCGUGAAUGUUGCAAUAUGUAUCGGUAUCACAAGAAUAAAGAUUUUUUCAGUAAAUGGAAAUUCACCCGUGA
This is a messenger RNA of Dinoponera quadriceps, 3972 nucleotides long. It is a transcript of the gene Hsc70-3, whose product is annotated as heat shock 70 kDa protein cognate 3. The transcript is spliced from 6 exons. Gene Ontology annotation, molecular function: misfolded protein binding; ATP binding; heat shock protein binding. The coding region runs from base 210 to 2186 and encodes 658 amino acids. Gene Ontology annotation, cellular component: cytoplasm; endoplasmic reticulum chaperone complex; endoplasmic reticulum lumen. Gene Ontology annotation, biological process: protein refolding; cellular response to unfolded protein; endoplasmic reticulum unfolded protein response. Lineage: Eukaryota; Metazoa; Arthropoda; Insecta; Hymenoptera; Formicidae. The record is from RefSeq and is a predicted model, not a curated record.